ACUUCUCUCUUUUCCGUUUGCGCAGUCUGACAGUACGGACACGUGAAAUUUUUUCGCUUGCUAGAAAAAUCCCAAAUUCUACUCAAAUAAAAUGGAUAAACCAGUUGUUUUGGCUCGUGUCAUCAAAGUUUUGGGUCGUACAGGAUCCCAAGGACAAUGUACACAGGUGAAAGUUGAAUUCAUCGGAGAACAAAAUCGUCAAAUUAUCCGCAACGUCAAGGGCCCAGUCCGUGAAGGCGAUAUUCUCACCUUGUUGGAAUCUGAACGUGAAGCCAGACGUCUUCGAUAGAUUGCCACACACACACGGUCUACAAAAUUAUUGUUUUCUAAGACAACAAAGGAAAAAUGUUUUUCAUCAAUUAACAACAACAACAAAAAUCAUUGGCCGCAAUAUGUCAUCGUUUGCACCCAGUCGAAGUACAUUUCACGAGCUAUUGUAAAUGGAAUCGUGCUUUGAAUAAAAGUUAUUCACCAUUUUGAUGGAAAAACAGUGAAA
Messenger RNA from Sitodiplosis mosellana (orange wheat blossom midge), 496 nucleotides. It is a transcript of the gene RpS28b, whose product is annotated as 40S ribosomal protein S28. The record is from RefSeq and is a predicted model, not a curated record. NCBI's taxonomy places the organism in Eukaryota, Metazoa, Arthropoda, Insecta, Diptera, Cecidomyiidae. The transcript has 2 exons. Gene Ontology annotation, biological process: ribosomal small subunit assembly; translation; maturation of SSU-rRNA. Gene Ontology annotation, molecular function: structural constituent of ribosome. Bases 92 to 289 code for a protein of 65 amino acids. Gene Ontology annotation, cellular component: ribosome; cytosolic small ribosomal subunit.